Acipenser ruthenus (sterlet) is the source of this 1685-nucleotide messenger RNA. Its product is annotated as CCA tRNA nucleotidyltransferase 1, mitochondrial-like. Gene Ontology annotation, molecular function: nucleotidyltransferase activity; RNA binding. The transcript is spliced from 8 exons. NCBI's taxonomy places the organism in Eukaryota, Metazoa, Chordata, Actinopteri, Acipenseriformes, Acipenseridae. Bases 115 to 1410 code for a protein of 431 amino acids. Gene Ontology annotation, biological process: RNA processing. The record is from RefSeq and is a predicted model, not a curated record.
AACACCCAGAAUACUUUGGAAGACGCGUCUGUUGUCACAGGAAGUUAGAAUGAAGUCGUGUUGCCAACACGGGAAGUUAAAAAACCUUUAAAUUUGACAGUUCGGUGCAGCUUGAUGUGGAGGAGUGUGUUGCUGAGACCAGAGGUGGUUAGUGGAAUUCACCUCUUGUGGAAAACCAGAAGCUUGUUCACAAUGCAGCUGAAGACCAAGGAGUUCCAGUCACUCUUUACAGAGGGGUUGAAGGGUAUAGCAGAGCUGUUUGAGAAGCACAGGUUUGAGCUAAGGAUCGCUGGAGGUGCUGUGAGAGAUCUCUUGAAUGGAAAGCAACCUCAGGAUGUGGACUUUGCCACCACAGCUACCCCUGAGGAGAUGAAAAACAUGUUCCAGGCGGCUGGUAUUCGAAUGAUCAACAACAAAGGAGAGCAACAUGGGACCAUAACCGCAAGGCUUCACGAGCAGAACUUUGAAGUAACGACACUGCGAGUGGACGUUGUGACUGAUGGAAGGCAUGCGGAAGUGGAGUUCACCACAGACUGGGAGAAGGAUGCAGAGAGACGGGAUCUCACCAUCAACUCCAUGUUUCUAGGACUGGAUGGCACUCUGUAUGAUUACUUCAAUGGCCUUGAAGACCUGCAGAACAGAAAGAUGAGAUUUGUCGGAAGUGCAGCCGAGAGGAUCCAGGAAGAUUAUUUAAGGAUCCUGCGAUAUUUCAGGUUUUACGGCAGGAUAGCAAAAGAGCCAGGUGAUCACGAGCCUGAGACUUUAGAAGCAAUAAAGGAAAACUCCAAGGGACUGGCUGCGAUCUCCGGAGAGAGAAUCUGGAUGGAACUGAAGAAGACUCUGAUUGGAAACCAUGCAGCUCACCUCGUCUCCCUCAUGUAUGACCUGGACGUUGCUCAAUAUAUCGGGUUACCUGUGAACGGGAGUCUGGAGGAACUGAAGCGUGUGUGGAAGAACGCACAACACCGGAACCCCAAGCCCAUGACCAUCCUGUCUGCUCUGUUCCGAGGGCCGGACGAUGUGAACAAGCUGCAUCUGAGGCUAAAAAUCUCCAGAGAAGAGAAGAACCUCGGCCUGUUCUUGGUGAAGCACAGAAGAGAUCUACACAAGGCAGACGAUGAGGCGGACAGCUUGAAGCCAUUCAGAGACUAUAUCAUAGACUCAAGGGAGCCAGAUGUCCAAAGCAGAAUCUGUGAAUUGCUGAAAUACCAGGGAGAGGAACAGCUGUUAGCAGAAAUGGAGAAGUGGUCUAUCCCACGCUUCCCAGUCAGCGGGCAUGACCUGAGAAAAAUGGGGAUCACCUCUGGGAAAGAAAUCGGCACAAUACUGCAGACUCUGAGGGACCUCUGGAAAAAGAGUGGCUAUCAAAUCGACAAAGAUGAACUUUUGAAGGAUGUCAAAAAUCUAUAGAAAAAGAGAAUCCUGUUCCACUGUGAAAUAUCUGCCUCAACUGAUGGAAAUAAGACUCCCAUGGCAUAGCAGUGUGAGCCAAUCCAGAUUUGAGUGUGCUAGGAGAUACAACUCCACUUGUUACCUUGUUACAUGGCAGGUAAUUUAAAGGGUUAAUAGUUUGUGAUAAAAUUCCAUGAAUCAUACUAGUCGAGCACUUUCAUUCACUCUGUCGAUCUCAUAUGUAGUACUGGAAUGUUGUGUUUCUUUUUUUUUUUUUUUUUUUUUUUUUUUUU